Molecule: messenger RNA, 6469 nt
Organism: Ylistrum balloti
Lineage: Eukaryota; Metazoa; Mollusca; Bivalvia; Pectinida; Pectinidae
Product: dynein axonemal assembly factor 9-like
Exons: 39
Coding region: 104-3490 (1128 amino acids)
Source: RefSeq, a predicted model, not a curated record
GAGAAAUGUACAGAAUUUGUUACAAGAAGAAACUAGCCAUGCUGACAAACCAGACACCAUUUUGUGUAUAGCAGGAAUUGACAGUAGAUACAGUGAUGGCAGUAUGGAACUGUUUAACUAUCUUCUUUUUGGCUUUUUUGAAACAAGAAAGGCAGAGCUGGAAAAAUCUGGUUUUGAAGAGGAGGUAAUAGAUGAUGUGGUGUUUGUGAUUCGCCGGUAUGAGGUAGAUAUCUACUGUAAUCCUAUCAACUACCAUUAUUUCCUUCCCUACGUCAGUCAUUGGAGAAAUGUCCGUUUCCACUGUGUCACAGAAAAGCAGUAUGAAGAUGAAGAAGAGUCUGGUGAUUUUAAAAUCCGGUCAUUUAUUGAAAUGGUGGGGGAUAGCAAAAGAAUAGGAAUACCAUUCUGUAUUUCAGGACACAAGCAAAAGUUUGACAAGAUGUUAGUGGAAAAGUGGCCAAUUGUGCAGGCUUAUGCUCUUGAUGACUUUGGAGGAAAAGGAUUUUUCACGCUGUCACAUGAGGUGGUAGAUGUAAGUGCAGAUCUACACUUACUGUACAGAGAGAUGGAUCCUGUAUCACUAGAAAAUGUUAUCACUGAGCAACUGCCUCUGUUAGAGAGACAGUGGACCAAUAUGAUCGAUACUGUCAAUGCAGACCUAUCUAAAGAUCCUAAAGUGAUUACAGAAGAAAAGAUUUGUGAGCCACUGAAGAGUUACUUUUUACAUGGUAUUGUGGGUGCUGGCUCUACCAACAGAAGUCACAUGGAGGUUCCCUUUGUUGUCUUUGGAACAAACACCAAAAAGUCUGUUUUGGACAGUUUGGAGGAUGGAGGGAAAACUGAGAAGAAUCAAAUCCAUUCCACUGGCAUAGGCAAAAACCCUGCUAGAUUUAUGAUGUGUAAAGGCACUUCUCCACAGUCUACUCUGAGUUGUACCCGGACCUACUUCUUUACCAAUCUGUCGGAUCCAUUUCAGGAGUCAAACCAGGAUUAUAUAGUAGAAGAUGAGGAAACAAGAAUUCUGAUUCAGCUGUAUUCUGCCAUGGUGGAUGGUGUGAUGGAAGGAGUACAGGUGUACUCAAAUACAUUGAGUGUACACAAGGCCCGUGCCAUGGCUGUUGACAAAUUAUUAGACCAGUGUAAAAUGAUUACCAACCCCAUCAUACAGAAAUAUCUACAACGCAGCAAUGUGUCCAACAUCGUAUUCAGUAUGGACAUUAUUGGUAACAGUGGAUGCUCCUGUCCAGUGGAAGAUGGACAACGGUCACUGAAGACAAAGACAGUAAAGCUCGUCCUCUUUGACAUACCUAGUGUUGCUCAUCCUGGCAAGGUGGUAGGAUCUCUGGCAUACUCUGAAGUUUUCCUUGACUCUGUUAUACGGGUUCAGAAAGAAGAUGGGACAAAGUAUUUGGAUAGCGAGAUAUUGAUCCUCACUGCUAAUUUCCCACGAUUCCAAGCAUGGCAUUUGAAUGGUGGUAAGAACAGUCCAGUACCAGCCCUACAGGACAAACUGACCCGUGGCCUGAGUGACCACUGUGGCAAGGUGUUGAUAUCUGGGGAGACAGUCUAUGCUGGGACAGCAAAGAACCUCAGCAGAUUUCCUAUUGAAGUCCAGCUCUUUGUGUAUCAACAUGCCCUGAUCAUCUUCCAGCCUCAUUCUGGUGUUGUUACCAUCCUUAACAAUGAAACCCUGCAAUCAAUACAGUUUUACGAUGGGGGAACUGGCAGUGUUGUAGCAGUGCUUUACCUGAUUGUCAAGGAAACAGUAAAGUUAAAACUACCAACAAUUUUGAUGUCGGACAGCCAUCACAUUUAUCUGAGCUUAAUGCCAAAGUCGAAGGCCUACAAACAUAUGUUCUCAGAGGUUUUGCCGACAUGGAAAACGGAAUCUAGUCUGCCUGCUGUCAUACGAUGCGACACAUUACCCCCGGAAUAUGCUGACACGUAUAGCUACCUCCAGAACCAUUACAAGAUGACUCCACCCACUCACCCCCUGGUAGGAUUUCCCCGUGCUUUGGCAACACUUCCAAAUCUUAAAAGGUUUCUAGCCCACUUCUCUGCCAGUAGUGUGAGCGACCUCCCCAUACCUGAGGCAGCCUUACCAGCGAUUCGUAACAUAGAUCAGCCUCUGGAUACUGACCGCAGCAUCGCCAACGAGAAUCGCAGACCUGGUGAGGUAGUGGAACCAGAGGAUAAGACUAUAGAGAUUGUAGUGAACAUUGUGGGAGGUGUACAUGGGAACCACAAGGCCACAUUGUGUGACACAUUAAGGGAGAUCACCACAGACAGAAUCAAAUGGACAGUCCUUCAACAGCCUCUAGAUACAACCAAGUCUUUUGUCCCGAGCCAGCUACAAAUGUCUCUGACUGCAAUAGUCAGCAAUAACAGAAGGAAACGGUCAUCUACAUCCACAACAUCCAAGGCGCGAGUGUUAGUGGUCACUCCAAUGAAUGUGGACAUUGUUCAAGUGGUACAAGCAAUACAGUGUCAUCCAGACCCAGAAGUGAGAAAGGUCACCAAAAUAGGUGCUGUGACCGUGUGUGUUGACCCUCUUAAUGCUUAUAUGGAGCGCAGGUUAACACUGCCUUAUCUGCUCAAUGACUGUGCCCAGGGGUGGGUCAACAACAUUCUCUUCACGUCUUCUACAUCAGUCAAGAACCAAUCACUGAUAGAAAUCCAGAAUCUGCUUCGUUCAAUCAACACAGAUGUGGCAUUUUUCUUGGCUGAGAAUGGCAAAGUGACUAGGAGUAUGGACAUCGAUGCCAUGUUGUCAGAGACAGCAUUUAUGCAGGAUGAAAAAGUACGAGCAAGACAUCUGCUUUGUCCAGGCUGGUCCCUGGGGAUUUGGAAGGAGCAGACAACUCUACUCAAAAUGAACAGUAUUCUCCUUAGAUUCUCACAGCCUUUGGAAAGUCCCCUUCUGAUGAAAAACCUGAGAGGUCUGAAGAGCUCUCUGAAGGCUUUUCCUUGUAAGGGAAACAUCUACUUCAUACAUGGCAUGCUCCAUUUCACAGAUUCACCAAACCUGAAAGAGCUUCAUCAUAUUACACUCAGUGACACCACAACUCUGAAUGCCGCCAAAAAUCUCGACCAAUUGUCUAGUAAUGUAACCAAUGGAGAUGGUCCCCACAUCACUAAGGGAGACAACUUCCUAGUGAUUACUGGAUGUGGACUGAAGGAGGCUGUGGUGAAGGACUGGGUCAGAAUGUGUGUUAAACAGAAACCUGAAAAGAAGAAUCUGAUAACGCGUAAAAAUGUCUCCAGGGAAGAUGUGAAGCAAAUCCAUGCGAAACGCCACCUUGAUGCUCUUCCUGAGGGUUGGUUCUACAAUGGUACACAGUUUGUUAGCUUUGAUGGAGAGAAGCAGAAUACACACCCGGACCUGGACAUGUUUAUCCGACAAUACAUAGAGGAGACCAACCAUGAGGUGGAGACAUUCAAUAAAAAAGUGGACGAGAUUUCUAGGAAAUAUGUGGACCUCUUCUCAUGAUUGCCAUGUGUACAGAUGUUGUGAGCUGACAAGAUAACCUGUUGUUUCCGAGCUUCCUCUGGCGAUGUCUUCAUAUGAACAAAAAUAUCAUGUUGGCCCUAUCGUCUACUUUCUGCUGAUCACUGUACAUGCUCCUGAACUCUGCAUGUUUGACUGGACUAUGAUCCUUUUCUAAAUAUUUUGUUAACCUUUGACCUCAACAUCGUGACCUCUGCUUAUAAUCCUUGGAAACCUGAAAAAUAUGGGAUGGUAAAAUUUACCUCUGUGGUGAAUGAAUAAGUGACCUAAUGGGAGAAUUUUCACGAUGAUGACUUCUCUUGACUUAUUGACCAUUCAUAACCUUUCUGUCAUGAUUACUGCUUCAUUACCAUGAUCUCUGAUGACCUUUUAACCUGGAGGUGUCAAUUUCCAAAGAGCCAUACUAAACAAAGCCAUAGAAUAAAUGUUUAUGCAAAACACUAACAGUAUUAAAAGAAAUUGUCAUAAUUUGUUUGAAUGUCUCUGAGAGUGCUGGGAAACUGUGGUUUACCUAAUGCCAGAACAUCUGAUAUAGUCCAGGGUUUCUGGUGAUAGACUGCAGGAUGUUACAUUCAUUUUUUGGAUGCUUACUGAAGAGGAAUUACUGAUACUGUUUUAGAAUCAACAAUGUUUGAUACACAUUACAUGUAUUGGUGUAGUGGUAUAAUUUGGAGGUACAGUAACUUUCCCUUUAUAGAAAUCUACAGGGUAUUUGUAGCCAUAUUUCUGCUUCCUCACUUAGUUUCAUCAUUCCAGUGAUAAAGUUUUAAUCCACAACAGUCAUUUGUGUUUUCAUUAAUUACUGAGAACAUAGUAAAGUCCAUUACCCAGUAAAUAACAAACAACAUAUACUUUAAAAUAGGACAGAACAAAUGUAUAAGUAUGAUGUGCAGUGUUAAACUAAUGUUCAGCAAUAUGAAGGAAACAAUGUCUUGCAUUGUUUAUUUCUUCCUUUGAAAUUGUAUACUCUAGCCAGGGUAUUGAAUUUAAUCAUGUUUUAGGUCAAAUAGUAAAUAAACUGUCAUAAAACACAAGUAAAGUUGUAUGUAAAGCGAUACCAAUGAACCAAAUUUCAAUAUAAACUAGAGAGGUCUUCCUUAAAAGUAGGAUUACCUGUAAAUGAUUUUGCUAUAUCUAAAUUAGAAAACAUGUGUAAGUAAGAUUUGUCCUUUGUUGAGUACAACAUAAGACUGCUGAUUGUUGGAGAAUCCCACCUCCACACCUGAUACAUACCGUAUAUAUAUAUAUAUAUCCGAGUUGUUUUCUAUGUGAUGUUAUCACAUACUAUCUCCAUCCACUUAUGUUGUUGAUGUUGAUGCUGUGUUUAAUGGGCUUCAAUUACAGAUGUCUGUAACUUAGGAAGUAAAUUGUUGAUGUGUGGACUUUAAAAAAAGCUGAAAGUUUUUAUCUUCAAUACAAGAAAACAUUGUAAGAUCAAUACCUAGUGAAAUGUAAAAGUGAUGAAGUUAUUUUCUCAAUCCAAUUAUAAAUGGUAAGGUAUUUGACAAAUUGAGUCUGCAGUCCUAUUAUCAUUUUGUGUAUCUGUUGUCAGUAUGAGUUUCCUUAACAACCAGAUAUUGUAACUGCUUCCAGAAUAAAGAGAUGAUGACUACUGCUGUACUAUACAUUAUACCUGUCAAUAAGCUCAUGUCUGAUAGUAAGCCCACUUACAUCUAGAACACUUAUAGAAAUGCCAACAAACUACUAUGCCGUUGUGGUGUAAUAAGCCGAGUUGUGUUAAUGGAGUCAGUUUGUAAUAACUCCUUAGACUUAUAACCAAUGUGCUAAAACAUAUAAUACGUGUGAUCCAUGAUUGCUCAAAACUCUUGAUACAGACCUUGUUAGAUAACUUCACUUAUUAAUGGUUCCAUGUCCUUGUGUUUAACGAUGUGACUGUCCAGCUGCAAAGUUUAAAUGUUAUGUAUGAUGAAAGAUAUAUGUUUGUUUUAAAUUUUUUGUUUGUUGAUAAAUUCACCAGUCUAAUUUUGAUACAAGUAUAAUCUGAUCAGGUUAAUAUAAAGUUAAAGUAAUUAACAACAUUCCAUCCAUUUUCUGUCUGUGAUAUAUUGUCAGUGAGGUUCAUCUCACCCUAUAACAUAGAUCUGUAACAUGUUUAAGACAUGUAUAACAUAAGCAUGUGACAUUCCACAGACUUAUGUAUGUAUGUAUUUCAGCGUGUUCUUAAACUUAUAAUUUCAUCCAGUGUGAAAUCCAAGUUACUUGCAUUAAUAAAUAUUGUACACAGUUUUAAACAUCUUAAUCAAUAAACAUUUGAGUUACAGAGUCUGAUCUCACUAAGAUAAAUUUGUUGUAUCAAUAAGAUAUCCUAAUGUUUGUUACAAUGUAUAUCCCUUUGUCACCUAUAUCCUUAUAAAGCCUCACAUUCUAUGGCCUGCACAUUUUGCCAGGAUGUAUCACAUGGGUACAAUAACAAUAAAGUAUAUCGUUUACACAAAUUAUUUAUAAUUAAUUGGGGUCUUGAAUAAUUUGAAGUCCUCCUAUGUUAUUUUUCACAUCUUAUUGACAAUCAGCUAAAUAAGGGAAAUAACUCAUUGAUAGUAAAAUUAUCCAAAAAACAUGCAGUGUGGAAUAUUUCUUUUCUGAAAUGAUAUUUCCUUUAUCUCUACAGAUUUUUUAGACAUAUUCAUAGUAAUAAUAAAAUGCACACACAAGUAUAAAUGGACAAAGGUCUAUUGUAUCAUAGUGAUAAUACUAAGUGGACAACAUAAUACACAAAACUGAACAUCACUUUCACUUAUUUGACUUGAAUAUAGCAAAUAAAGUAAUAAAAAAAAUGUUUUCUUUUUUCUUCUUUACUGUGUUGCAAAAGUCUGUAUGUGUGUUAUAGUUUGUACAGCAUGGUUUUGUUUCUGCUCAUUCAUGUGUGUGUCUACUUUGUACAGUUUGAGAUGUUUCAUUUGAAUUGAAUAUGUUAGAGUUUUCAAUGUUUGAAAAAAGCUG